AUCGGCGUUGGUUCUUCAGCUUCCUCGUGAACCUCCAUUUUGCUGAAUCUCGUUGGACUUUUUCCUUACUUGUGGUGGCUCAAUAUGUCUCGUGGUGGCACACGAGUUUACUUCGGAAGACUUCCUAGAGACACAAGAGAAAGAGAUUUGGAACGAUUCGUUCGGGGAUUCGGAAGGAUACGGGAAGUCAGCAUUAAACUUGGAUACGGUUUUGUGGAAUUUGAUGAUUCAAGAGACGCCGAUGACUGCGUUUAUGACUUGAAUGGAAGGGAACUGUUAGGUGAAAGAGUCGUCGUGGAACAUGCAAGAAAUCCUUCCAGAAGCCAAGACUAUGGUUAUAGAAGCCAACCUAGCAGCAGCAGGAGCAGUCAGAGACGGGGCCGCACACCACCUCUCAGAACUGAACACAGACUUGCAGUGGAAAAUCUUUCUUCACGGAUUAACUGGCAGGAUUUGAAAGAGUAUAUCUCCAAGGCUGGAGAAGUCACAUUUGCGGAUGCACACAAGAGAAGGCAGGGUGAAGGAGUUGUGGAGUUUGCUUCCAAGGAAGACAUGAAGGCAGCUUUGAAAAAGCUUGAUGAUACAGAGUUGCAUGGCAAACGUAUCCGUCUCAAAGUUGAAAAAGUGAGGUCCUCCUCACGACGUUCCCGCAGUCGCAGUCGAUCUCGCUCCCCAAAACGCAGAAAAAGAAGCCAUUCACACUCACGAAGUCAAUCCAAGUCACGCUCUAAAUCCCCAAAGAAGCGUCAUCGUUCUUCCUCUCGCUCCCGAUCACCCUCCAAGUCCCGCAAGUCACGUUCACAGUCGAAAGAAAAAGAGCGCUCAAGAUCCAAAUCUGUGGAGGAAGAGGAGAAGAAAUCUCCAAGUCCAGAGAAAGAGGAACAAGAAGAGGAAGCUGAAGCAGAGGUUGAAGCUGAUGGGGAUGAGAAGGAGGAUAGUCCUGAGGCAGUUAAUGGGGAUGAAGAGAAUGGUGAUGCUGAACAUGAGCUUGAGGUGGAGGAUGAAGUUGAAGAAGACUGAAUAAUUUUUUUUAUUUAUACAUAAACAUGUAGUCGCAAAAUUAACACUACUCAUUAUAACAUUUACCUGUCAGUAGUUCCACCAGGAAGGGCAGUUUACUCACCCUUUACUUUUGUUUGCCUUGCCUUUUUUUUCUUGACAGCUUUAUGUAAUAUUAGAAUAAGUGCCACCAUUACAUCAAAGGGAUGAUUAUUUUGGUUUCAACAUACUUCGUUUGGCAUCUCUCUCUAUAUUGCAUUUUUAAACGUCAUGGACACCUAACUUGAAAACACUACUUUUAUUGUUAAUAAGCUUCAUGGGAAAUUAUUGGUGACUUACAUGCUUGCCAUAGAUCUCAUAAACCUGGUUUUUUUUUACUGUUUUACUGUUUUUCCUGUUAAGUUUGUUUCUUGACUGAAUAAGAGUUUAGAUAGCAAUCAGUCUCUAAAUAGAGAGGAUGCAAAGUUUAAAAGUACUUCCAUUGUGAUAUGUUACAAAUAUACUUUGUUAGCUUCCUACAUUAAUUUUAUUGAUGUCGAUGUAGAAAUAUAGUUUAGUGAAAGUUUAUGUAAGUAUUUGUAUAUCUGUCAAAGAUUGAAAGGUUAGGUUAGCAAGUAGUACCUUAGAAACUAUGUCAGAAUUUGUAGUUUCCACUUUCCCUUGGAAUUAAAGUCAUACUCUUGUAA
This is a messenger RNA of Pocillopora damicornis (cauliflower coral), 1685 nucleotides long. RefSeq names its product serine/arginine-rich splicing factor 5. Gene Ontology annotation, cellular component: nucleus; cytoplasm. The record is from RefSeq and is a predicted model, not a curated record. Gene Ontology annotation, molecular function: mRNA binding. Lineage: Eukaryota; Metazoa; Cnidaria; Anthozoa; Scleractinia; Pocilloporidae.